Molecule: messenger RNA, 1125 nt
Organism: Phalacrocorax carbo (great cormorant)
Lineage: Eukaryota; Metazoa; Chordata; Aves; Suliformes; Phalacrocoracidae
Source: RefSeq, a predicted model, not a curated record
AAGCACGGGCGGGCCCAGCGCCGCCGCGACCGCUCGCAGCGCCGCCCGGCAGCGCCCCCUGCCGCGCCCCGCCGGCACCGCAGGCCGCAGCAAUGGCGGCCCCCACGGCCCACGCGUGAGUCCUUCUGGCGACCGCCACUGCCGUGGAGUCUGGAUAAGAGCCGUCAGGAGAGGUUUUUAGCUGGAUUGAGGCUACCAAGUGAUAGCGAUCUGGAACCACCGUUUUAGAGGAGUGGCACCAAAAAACCUGUUAUGCCUAGUGCUUUACAGGACAAAUAAGACUCCCUGCUUCCUCAGCUGUCUAAAAAUCAAGCCAUAGAUACUGAGCUUCAAUCUGAAAACGAUCUUUUCGCACACAUGUUCUCAGGAGGAAAAUAUGGAUUGCAAUCAGCUGUUCUCUGAAAUUCCUCUUGCCCUGACUCAUUUUUGGAAGUGAAGCUGAUUCAUGUCCAACUGUCUUGGAGGAAAGAUGCCAGCUUCUUUAAGAAAACUGCAGCAAAUGGCUGUUUUCAUGGGACUGUUCAGCGGUGGGGGAUGCAUCGUGAUGUAUAAUCUUAUGCAAAAGAGUUUUGCCAGGACCCAGUAUUAUCAGCAGGGUUUGGAGCAAUUGAACAGCAACCCUGAUGCCCUGGAAGCCCUGGGUGCCCCACCUCUUAAGGUUCACAACAUCCGACUGACAGAUGGGAGUAAUCGUGUGGACACAGAAAGAGCACAGAUAAAAUUACCAGUAUCUGGAACAAAAUCAGCGGGGUACCUCUACAUUAACUCAGAGAUGGACCACUCCCGUCAAUGCUGGUGCCUUCAGGAUGUCACCCUGAAACUGCGGGAUGGUCAGAAUAUUCCAGUUUACCACUCCCCGGUGGAAAGCAUUGGUGUGCAAGAAGGCUAAAAAUCAAAGGCAGCUGUUUCUCCACCUCCCACUGAGCCGAAGGAGCCAUUAAUCGAUUGCAUCCUGCUGUGUCUGUGAAUGUAUGGAGUUGUCACAAGUGACAAUUUCACUUAAGUGGGUGCUCUCAAGACAAUUUUCUAAGAUUGACCUCAUCAUUGUCAUAAUUGUAAUUUUUUUUCUUUUGCUGGUUUAUUCAUGCGUUCAGCAGAAGCCAAAAAUAAAUAACUUGCAAAAGA